AUGGACAAUCCACAAAAAGUGUCGAUAACAAUCUGCGGUGACGGAGGAUGUGGAAAAUCGAGCAUAACUCUCCGUCUGGUGCGCUCCCAGUGGACUUCCGAAUAUGACCCCACCAUCGAAGACUCAUACUCUCUGACGCGCCGAAUCGAUGGCCAGACCUAUUACCUCUCCCUCACCGACACGGCCGGGCAAGAAGAAUACCGAGGAAUGUGGGCGUCGUCGAACUUGCGGUCCGAUGCGUUUCUACUCGUCUACGACAUAACGAGUCCUUCCUCGCUCGAUGUCCUUCAGGAAUUCAACGACCUAAUAGAUAUUGAGGCGGAAACGAGACUGGAUGCCUGGGAACACAGAAGAGAUCCAAAGAGUAAAAAGAAAGGCAAUAGGGAAACUGGACCGGUACAACCUAUCAAAAUUGUGGCAGGAAAUAAAUGCGAUUUGCAAGAAUCGAGAGCGGUCUCUGCGCGAGAAGGGCUAGAAUGGGCGCGGAAGCGAGGAUGUGGAUUUAUGGAAACCAGUGCGCGGAAUACAGUGAACAUAGAAGAGACCUUUGCCCUAAUAGUAAGGAGGGUGGUAGAAGCGAGGAGGAUAGCAGCUGGCGGUGCGCCCAGUGGCACAGGUCUAGAUGGGAAUGUCGUGGGUGAGAAAGGGAGAAGGAGCAUGUUAAGUCUAGGAAGGCAUGGGAGUACAGAAGCGUUAGGAACAAGAAGAGCGGUGACCGCACCACUAAGUCCAUUACCUGGAGGGCCGGAAAAAUCACUGGAGACGGAAUCUGGGGAAGGCAAUCCGGGAAAACAAUCGAAGUUCAGAGCUGCUCUCCGGAAACUGGCAUGUUGGCGAUGA
Molecule: messenger RNA, 840 nt
Organism: Glarea lozoyensis ATCC 20868
Lineage: Eukaryota; Fungi; Ascomycota; Leotiomycetes; Helotiales; Helotiaceae
Product: P-loop containing nucleoside triphosphate hydrolase
Exons: 1
Coding region: 1-840 (279 amino acids)
Biological process (GO): signal transduction
Cellular component (GO): plasma membrane
Molecular function (GO): GTPase activity; GDP binding; GTP binding
Source: RefSeq, a predicted model, not a curated record